UUUGCAAUAUAUUUCAGUGCUAACACACCAAUUUUUCAAAACUUCCGGCUUGGUUCAUUUUUUUUUUCGUUGGCAGACGCGUCUACAUGAAUUCCAUCAGGCAGUUUCUCUUCAUAAUUUUUAGAUACUUUUAUACCAUGCCCCAUAUAUCGGUCGUUCCACAUAUUGUUGGUGAUGACGAUUCCGUGUCUAUUGAUGAAAACAAGAGUUCCAAUUCGCCCAAUCCCAAGUCUCCAAGUCAUUCAGAGACUUCUUAUGUCUCUUAUGAAGGAACGGAAGCUGGAACUGACGAAGAUGUGACUAUGGACAGCUAUGAUGGAGCCGACUGGUCAAUGAUAGUCAGCCACAUCGCACGAACUCCCGAGCGCGAGUCAAGCCCUAAUCCAGAUGAUUUGGAAGUUGGCAGCACAGUUUCUUCUGUUAAGGAUGAGGAACUUCCCUCAGGUUCCCAAUGCACCACUCCGGUACUGCCGCCUAAACUACGCUUUCGAAAGAGGAUGAACGAGUCACAGCCCUAUCCAUCCGUAUCCGAUCUUCGUCGCAAUUGUGCCUCGAAAGCGGAUUAUUCUUUCCCGACAACCAUUGGCGGACGUGUAGCUCGGCGAGGACGGCGAAGCAUUUCUACUAUUCAUUCCCCUGAAGGGGAUUCAGUGGCUGAGCCUCUGGCUAAACCAAUGGAGGUCACCGCAUAUUUUCAUAAGGUGUCGUCGGAUCUAGUCCAGAAACGGGUCAGCGCUGAAGCCUUCAAGUCUUUGCGAGAGCAACUUGAUCGCUUGUUGGAGCAACAUUCGAAUUCAUCGAAGACUUUGCGCAAACGUUCUUUUUAA
Drosophila bipectinata is the source of this 827-nucleotide messenger RNA. RefSeq lists its product as uncharacterized. The record is from RefSeq and is a predicted model, not a curated record. NCBI's taxonomy places the organism in Eukaryota, Metazoa, Arthropoda, Insecta, Diptera, Drosophilidae.